Paralichthys olivaceus (Japanese flounder) is the source of this 562-nucleotide messenger RNA. The record is from RefSeq and is a predicted model, not a curated record. Lineage: Eukaryota; Metazoa; Chordata; Actinopteri; Pleuronectiformes; Paralichthyidae.
AUAAAGUUAAUUUAAAGAGUCAAUGCUGCAUCAAUGGCGGCUCCCAUGUCCUGGAGGAGGCUGGUGAACUCCGUGUACUCACCGGCCAUCGCCGGGGUUUUCACUCGGAUAUCGGACCGGCUCUUCCGUGCACGGGACAGACGAGGCGGCUCCUCCGUGCUGCUGCUCGCUCCCCUGCUGGCCGAAGCCGACCCGGCCCCGUAUCGCGUCACAAGGCCCACAGGCUCAGCCGGAGCUCAGGGCAGCGGAGAUGGCCUCUGCACCCACUUCAGAUGGAUGGCAGAGCACGUUCCUGUCUUCAGGGUGCCGGGAACCCACAUCCACAUUCUCACCUCACCCGACCAGUUCUACCAGGCCAUGAAGGCACGAAUCAAGACCGCAAAGAGGCGAGUGGUGAUGGCCUCCUUGUAUCUGGGAACAGGUCAGCUGGAGCAGGAGCUGGUGAGAAAAGUGCCGUUUGUGUCUCUGCAGAAUUUACCUGCUUUAGUUUUUCGGGCAGGUAAGAACAAUGCUGUCAAAGUGCAGACACGUGCCAAAAAACUGGUCAGAGAUGCCAGAAAAU